Messenger RNA from Sceloporus undulatus (fence lizard), 2219 nucleotides. RefSeq names its product protein arginine methyltransferase 5 (gene PRMT5). Gene Ontology annotation, biological process: peptidyl-arginine N-methylation; regulation of DNA-templated transcription. The record is from RefSeq and is a predicted model, not a curated record. Bases 25 to 1980 code for a protein of 651 amino acids. The transcript is spliced from 17 exons. Gene Ontology annotation, cellular component: nucleus; cytosol. Lineage: Eukaryota; Metazoa; Chordata; Lepidosauria; Squamata; Phrynosomatidae.
UCUGGCUCCUCUGUGUGGCGGGACAUGGCGGCGGCGAUGGCGGCAGCAGCAGCAGCGGCGGCCUCAGCGGUCGGACCCGGACCCGGAGCGGCGGCCGCUCGCGUCUCUUGCGGCAGGGACCUGAGUUGUGUCCCGGAAGUGGCCGGCACUCUCGGAGCGGUGGCGCGACAGGGGUUUGAUUUCCUCUGCAUGCCCAUUUUCCAUCCCCGGUAUAAGAGGGAGUUUUUCCAGGAGCCAGCUAAAAAAAGGCCAGGUCCACAAACCCGUUCUGACUUGCUUCUCUCAGGGAGAGACUGGAACACACUGAUUGUAGGCAAACUGUCCCCAUGGAUCCGAGCUGAUUCCAAUGUGGAGAAUGUUCGCAGGAAUUCAGAGGCGGCCAUGUUGGAGGAACUGAAUUUUGGGGCAUACUUGGGGCUCCCAGCAUUCCUCCUCCCCCUGACACAGGCAGACAACCCUAACCUGGCACGUGUUCUGUGUAACCACAUCAACACUGGGCAUCAUACAUCAAUGUUCUGGAUGCGAGUGCCAUUGCUGGCCCCGGAAGAUUUGCGGGAUGAUGUGAUUGAAAAUGAGGCCAUACAGGGGGUGGAAGAAGAGUGUGCAGGCGAGGAGAAGACCUGGCAGUGGUGGCAUAACUUCCGGACACUGUGUGACUACAACAAGCGUGUUGCUGUAGCCCUAGAAGUGGGCCCUGACCUACCAUCCAAUCACGUCAUUGACCGUUGGCUGGGAGAGCCCAUCAAAGCUGCCAUACUACCCACCAACAUCUUCUUGACCAAUAAGAAAGGUUUCCCUGUUCUUUCCAAAAUGCAUCAGCGCCUGAUCUUUCGCCUCCUUAAGCUUGAGGUACAGUUCAUCAUCACAGGUGCCCAUCAUCACCCAGAGAAGGAGUUCUGCUCCUACCUACAGUACCUAGAAUAUCUCAGCCAGAAUCGCCCACCUCCUUCUGCUUAUGAGCUCUUUGCAAAGGGCUAUGAAGACUACCUCCAGUCACCUUUGCAGCCCUUGAUGGACAACUUGGAGUCCCAGACUUAUGAAGUAUUUGAGAAGGAUCCCAUUAAAUACUCCCAGUACCAACAGGCUAUAUACAAGUGCCUGCUAGACCGUGUGCCUGAGGAAGAAAAAGAAACCAAUGUCCAGGUUGUGAUGGUUCUGGGGGCAGGCCGGGGCCCCCUUGUGAAUGCUUCUCUGCGAGCUGCCCGACAGGCCAACCGGCACAUCAAGAUUUACGCCGUAGAGAAAAACCCCAAUGCUGUAGUGACGCUGGAGAGCUGGCAGUAUGAGGAGUGGGGUUCCCAGGUGACAGUGGUUUCCUGUGACAUGAGGGAAUGGGAGGCUCCGGAGAAGGCCGACCUCAUGGUGUCAGAACUGUUAGGGUCAUUUGCCGACAAUGAGCUCUCCCCCGAAUGUCUGGAUGGGGCAGAGCACUGUCUCAAAGAGGGGGGUGUCAGCAUUCCCUGUGGAUAUACCUCCUUCCUGGGCCCAAUCUCAUCCUCAAAGCUCUACAACGAAGUUCGUGCCUGUCGGGAGAAAGACCGUGAUCCUGAGGCUCAGUUCGAAAUGCCUUACGUUGUUCGGCUUCACAACUUCCACCAGUUAGCACCUCCGAAAGCCUGCUUCACCUUUAGACACCCCAGCCCAGGUCCUGUUAAAGACAACAACCGCUACCAGACGCUAGAGUUCCAAGUCGAUGUGAACACAGUGCUUCAUGGUUUUGCUGGCUACUUUGAGACCACAUUAUAUGGUGACAUCACUCUCAGUAUUCGGCCUGAGACUCACUCACCAGGCAUGUUUUCGUGGUUCCCUAUUUUUUUCCCCAUCAAGCAACCCAUGAAUAUCCAGGCAGGUGAACACAUCCAGGUGGCCUUCUGGCGUUGCAGCACCUCCAAGAAAGUGUGGUAUGAGUGGGCUGUCGUCUCCCCCAUGUCUUCGGUCAUCCACAACUCCACAGGACGCUCCUACACCAUUGGGCUCUGAGCAGGAGUCCAGUCUGUUUCCUUUUAAUGGGAUUCCCGUUGCUCCAGCACUGAGAUGCAGGGGAGCCUCUUCCACUCCAGAGUAGCAUGAAAGACUUGCUUUUUUCUACACAGAGGCAAAAGCUCUCCCAACUUUUGUUGGGUGUAGGUCAGAGGAAGGUCCUUUGCUUGGAUUCCUCCUCCUACAUUGAUCAUGUUUUUCUGGUCUGUGAAAUUUCAAUAAAUUCAUUGAAAUGUGUA